This is a messenger RNA of Lutra lutra (Eurasian river otter), 727 nucleotides long. Its product is annotated as 60S ribosomal protein L9-like. Gene Ontology annotation, molecular function: rRNA binding; structural constituent of ribosome. Gene Ontology annotation, biological process: cytoplasmic translation. The transcript has a single exon. Gene Ontology annotation, cellular component: cytosolic large ribosomal subunit; ribosome. The record is from RefSeq and is a predicted model, not a curated record. NCBI's taxonomy places the organism in Eukaryota, Metazoa, Chordata, Mammalia, Carnivora, Mustelidae. Bases 39 to 617 code for a protein of 192 amino acids.
ACGAACAACGCUCUCUCUUUGCCGCAUCUACUGCGAGGAUGAAGACCAUUCUCAGCAAUCAGACGGUCGACAUCCCGGAGAAUGUGGACAUCACCCUGAAGGGACGCACGGUGAUCGUGAAGGGCCCCAGAGGAACCCUGCGAAGGGACUUCAAUCACAUCAACGUAGAACUCAGCCUUCUCGGAAAGAAAAAGAAGAGGCUCCGAGUUGACAAAUGGUGGGGGAACAGAAAAGAGCUGGCUACGGUUCGCACCAUCUGCAGUCACGUGCAGAACAUGAUCAAGGGCGUUACACUGGGCUUCCGAUACAAGAUGAGGUCUGUGUAUGCUCACUUCCCCAUCAACGUUGUUAUUCAGGAGAAUGGUUCUCUUGUUGAAAUCCGAAAUUUCUUGCAUGAAAAAUAUAUCCGCAGGGUUCGGAUGAGGCCAGGUGUUGCUUGUUCUGUAUCUCAAGCCCAAAAAGAUGAGUUAAUUCUUGAAGGAAAUGACAUUGAACUUGUAUCAAACUCAGCUGCUUUGAUUCAGCAAGCCACAACUGUUAAAAACAAGGAUAUCAGAAAAUUUUUGGAUGGUAUCUAUGUUUCUGAAAAAGGAACAGUUCAGCAGGCUGAUGAAUAAGAUCUGAGUUGUCCAUCUGCAGAAACAGCGAGAAGCCGGAUGAUUUUUCAGACUUAUUUGUGAUAUUUUAAAGAUGCAAUAAAAGCUAUACUGAUUAAAAAAAAAAAAAA